UAUCCAAUCAGUGUGCGGCAGGAAGACCGAGCGGAAGUGUGACUUUGUUUACAGGUGUCACGGAGGAUGUUAGCUAUGAGUGUCCGGAGAGCGGCUCCGUGGGGGGUCGGGGCUGCCUGGACUCCGAGGGCUGUGCUGCGCCAGGUCAGUUCAUUACCUGUAUACUCCUUCCCUUCGGCGGUAAAGGUUGUUGAGGUUGGACCUCGGGAUGGAUUACAGAAUGAGAAGACAAAUGUACCAACAGAAGUGAAAAUCAACCUCAUUAACAUGCUAUCCGAAUCUGGAUUGAAAUCAAUUGAAGCAACAAGCUUUGUAUCUCCAAAAUGGGUUCCUCAGAUGGCAGAUCAUGUAAAAGUUAUGCAUGGAAUAAAGAAGUAUCCCAGUGUCAGCUAUCCUGUCCUAACUCCAAACCUCACUGGAUUCCAGGCAGCGGUUGAAUGUGGUGCCAAAGAAGUGGCCAUAUUUGGAGCAGCUUCUGAACUUUUUAGUAAAAAGAAUAUUAACUGCACCAUAGAAGAAAGCUUGCAGAGGUUCAAGGCCGUUACUGACGCAGCUAAAGAAGCCAAUAUACCUGUGCGAGGGUAUGUGUCUUGUGUUCUUGGCUGCCCAUAUGAAGGGAAAAUAUCACCAAGUAAAGUAGCAGAGGUGGCACACAAGAUGUUCUCUAUGGGUUGCUAUGAGAUUUCCUUAGGGGACACAAUUGGUGUGGGGACACCAGGCAGUAUGAGAGACAUGUUGACUGCUGUCCUAGAUGUUGUUCCAUCUAAAGCCUUAGCUGUUCACUGCCAUGACACGUAUGGACAAGCUCUGGCCAAUAUUCUUGUAGCUCUGCAGAUGGGAAUACAUGUGGUGGAUUCCUCGAUUGCCGGCUUGGGAGGAUGUCCUUAUGCACAAGGAGCUUCGGGAAAUGUGGCCACGGAAGAUGUGGUUUACAUGCUUCAGGGCCUUGGCAUUCACACGGGCAUUGACUUGAGGAAGCUAACAGAGGCUGGAACAUAUAUAUGCACUGCUCUAGGAAGGAGAAGUAAUUCAAAAGUAGCUCAAGCGACAUCCAAACUAUGACCAGCAAAACCAAUGCAGUAUGCACUCUGUAUACAGUAAUACCUCCAGUGAGAUAAUUGACUUGGGGCUCUGGAUCUCACUAUCCUGGUGUAUGGAAGAUCUUCUGCUUUCCAGCAUAUGACUUGGCAGAUUAUGCAUCCUUGCCAAGCAAUUCUAACUUGGCUGCUAGAAAAGAACUUGUCUAAAAAAGCAGGCCAGUGCAGUUAUCACAGCAUAAUUAAAAUACAUUUCUAUAGGAAGUCUGUACUAAAAAAAAUCCAUUGCUGACUUUCUUCUAAAAAAUGCUAGAUGUUGGAUGUCGCUGUUGUUGGCACUUUCUGAUCAACUAACCUGGAAUAAAUAUUCAGUAACUCCUU
This is a messenger RNA of Rana temporaria (common frog), 1418 nucleotides long. Its product is annotated as hydroxymethylglutaryl-CoA lyase, mitochondrial-like. Lineage: Eukaryota; Metazoa; Chordata; Amphibia; Anura; Ranidae. Gene Ontology annotation, molecular function: hydroxymethylglutaryl-CoA lyase activity. Bases 67 to 1062 code for a protein of 331 amino acids. Gene Ontology annotation, biological process: L-leucine catabolic process; ketone body biosynthetic process. The transcript has 9 exons. The record is from RefSeq and is a predicted model, not a curated record.